Hymenoscyphus albidus is the source of this 1965-nucleotide messenger RNA. Lineage: Eukaryota; Fungi; Ascomycota; Leotiomycetes; Helotiales; Helotiaceae. The record is from the annotation of a GenBank genome assembly.
AUGCGGGGAAAUCACUUGGGACCGAGUGAAGGGCUGGGCUUGGGAGAAGUAUUUAAUAAUGUAUCGAUGCCGCUUGGGAUCGACAACUUGUGUUCGUCACAGUCCAUUGCCAAUAUGAUGUUGUCUUUGUUGGCUCAGGUUCUUGCUGUUACGGGCGUUUAUGUGGCUUCUCCGGUACUUGCACCGAGAUGUGCUGCUGCUCCUGUGGUUACGGUCAAGAAUGGUUCGUAUGUUGGGGUUCAUAAUCCUACGUACAAUCAGGAUUUCUUUUUUGGUAUUCGUUAUGCUAAGGUUUGUUUGGUUCCCUUCUCGUCAGGUCCAAUUGCUGCUCAUCAAGUCCAAAUAAUUAACCGAAUAUUCAGCCCCCAAUUGAUGAUCUCCGUUUCCGUGUUCCUCAAAGUCUCAAUGAGACAUGGACAGAACCUCGUCCUGCAACUGAGCCUGUCCCCUUUUGCGUCGGCUACGGAGGCGACAAUGCCGGCAAGCGAAUGUCAGAAGAUUGUCUCUACCUCCAAGUCGUUCGGCCUUCUGGCAUUGACCCAUCCACGCCUCUUCCAGUAGCAGUCUGGACUCACGGCGGCGGUCUUGCUAUGGGUGGUCUCGAUGAUCAGAGAUACAAUGCUAGUUUCAUUGUGCAAAAUAGCGUGGAGAUGUGCACUCCUAUUAUGGUUGCUUCUCUCGCUUACCGUGUUUCGGCUUGGGGAUUCUUGAGCUCUGAGGUGACCCUCAAGGACGGGUCUACUAAUCUAGGGUUCAGAGAUCAGAGAUUGGCGUUGCAUUGGUUGCAGGAGAAUAUUGGUGCUUUUGGGGGUGCACCAGAGAAGGUUACUAUCUGGGGAGAGAGUGCGGGGGGUUCUAGUGUCGGGGCUCAUCUUUUGGCUUAUAAUGGUAAAUCCCAUCUUCCACCACACACCUUCAAUGAUAUCUAACAACCCCCCAGGACGAGACGACAAGCUCUUCAAAGGAGCAAUCGCUCAAUCCGGCGGUCCUGGAAUCCGCUUCGGCGUCAACGACGGCUCUCAAGCCUGGAAUACCUCCUCUCGAGAGAAAGCAUACAACAGCGUCGUCACAGCCACCGGCUGCACAUCCUCCCCCAACUCUCUCGAAUGCCUACGUGCUCUCCCCUUCGAGACGCUCAAUGCCGCCAUCAACACCACCGAGCAAGAAGGAGCCUCCUUCCAACCCAUGAUCGACCACGACUUCAUCGCCGCCUACGGCUCCACCCAACUCAACACCGGCAAAUUCGUCCACGCCCCCCUCCUCAUUGGCACCAACUCCGACGAAGGCUCCUCCUUCGCUCCCCGCACCCCGCCCUGUAACACCGAAGAGGAUUUCCUCGGCCUCCUCCAGACAUCAAACAUCUCCUCGGAAGCCGCACAAUCCAUCUCCAUCCUCUACCCCGACAUCCCCGCCAUCGGGAUCCCCUCCCUGAAAACCUUCCCCUACGACCCGAACUCGACGCUCUCCCAAACUUUAGGUAAGGCAUACAGACGAGUCCGCGCCUACUUUGGGGAUCUGAGCAUGACGCUCACGCGUCGCGCGGCGAAUCACGCUUGGUCGCUGCAAAAUGUCAACUCCUUCGCGUAUCGGUGGGAUGUCACGAUCCCUUCUACGGCGGCGGGCAAUGGCGCGGGACAUUUCCAGGAGGUGGCUUUUGUGUUUGAUAAUACCCUCGGUCUUGGGUAUGCUGUGAAUCCUUUUGAAGGGUUGGGGGAGGCGGGGAAGGGUCUUGCGAAGGAGAUGAGUAGGCGGUGGGUUGCUUUUGUUGUUGGUGGGAAACCGACGGUUGGUGCUGUGGGUGGGGGUAGUGGUGUAGAGUGGCCGGUUUAUGAUGUGUUGAAGGGGGGUGGGGUGGGUGAUGGGUUGCUUUUUGAUCUUGAGGGUGCCAAGGUGGAGGAAGACUCGAAUAGAGCGGAGGGGAUGAAGUGGAUGUGGGAUCAUGCGGAGGAGGUUUAUGGGCUUUGA